AGAUCAAGAGGGCAGACUUGGCAGCUGACCAAGUUAGUAGGCAGGCUGGGUCCUUGCUCCUCUCCUGAUUUACCCCCAUUGUCUAUUCUGAGCUGGUCCCUAGAAGGGACUUCUGUGUCCCUCUAAGUGUCAGAACUACCCUCAGAAUUUGGGGUCUAUCAUAAUGGGAGGGGUUUGAGCUGGGUGUGAUUUGUUUGGGAUGACGUGGGAGGGAAUGCUGCUUGUGCACUGUCGAACAUUUGGCUGAAGCUCGUUCCUGUGCGGGGCCUGAGAAAGUCCUUCUGUGGGGCUUGUGUCCAUCGCACGGUCAAUAAAGCAUCCUUGCAUUUUGCAAACCAGAGCAGACUACUUUUUUUUUUUAUCAUAUUCUAUCCUGCCCCGGCUACAGCCAGGGAGUUGAAGUGUGACAGGUCAAAGGCUGGAUUAAACAUUAACAGAGCUGUCACCUCCGCUCAGAGGAGUAAGCGCCCCAAAGCCGAGCUGCAGAGCUGUCUAUGGCCCCAGGCUGACCAGUAGACAUGGCUCAAUUUGGCCAGGUCCUGGCUGAAAUAGGCGACUUUGGUCGCUUCCAGAUACAGCUGGUGAUGCUGCUGAGUAUUCCCAGCUUCCUGUCCUCUUACUACAUGUUUGCCCAGGUCUUCAUGAUCCAGCACGAGGCCCACCACUGCUCAGUAGCCUGGGUCAAGAACCACACUCUGAACCUGAGUGCGGCUGAACAGCUGACACUGAGCGUGCCCCUGGAGGCUGCAGGCAAGCCUGAGUCCUGCCUUAUGUUCCGGCCGCCCCCGGACGACGCCAGCCUGGAGGACAUCCUCAGCCACCACUUCAACGAGACGCAGCCUUGUGAGGCAGGCUGGGAGUAUCCUGAAGACAGGCCCCCGUCCCUAAAGAACGAGUUCAACCUCGUUUGUGGUCAGAAGCACCUGAAGGAGACCUCGCAGUCGGUGUUCAUGGCCGGGCUCCUCACUGGGGCUCUCAUCUUCGGGCCCCUCUGUGACCGGAUUGGCCGCAAGGUCAGUAUCCUGGUGCAGCUGCUACUCUUCGCCCUCCUCGGCCUGACCACGGCCUUUGUGCCCAGCUUUGAGCUCUACAUGGUCCUGCGCUUUGCUGUGGCUACUGCUGUCUCUGGGUUCACCUUCAGCAACGUCUCCCUACUUACAGAGUGGGUGGGGCCCUCCAGGAGGACUCAGGCCGUGAUCCUGGUCCAGUGCGCCUUCUCCCUGGGUCAGAUGGCAUUAGCAGGACUCGCCUAUGGCGUCCGAAACUGGAGGUAUUUCCAAAUGGCCGGCACCGCACCUGUCUUGCUACUCUUCUUCUACAUCUGGGCUCUGCCAGAGUCAGCACGGUGGCUUCUGACAAGAGGGAGGGUGGAGGAGGCCAAGCAAGUGAUCCAGAAGGCGGCCUCCGUCAACAGGCGGAAACUCUCCCCAGAGCUCCUGAGCCAGGUUUGUGGACAGUCUGGGGUACUUUGGCCUGAGCUUCCAAGUCGGCGACUUUGGCCUGGACAUCUACCUGACGCAGCUCGUCUUCGGAGCCGUGGAGGUUCCCGCCCGCUGCCUCAGCCUCUUCAUGAUGCAGUGGUUGGGCCGCAAGUGGAGCCAGAUGCUGACUCUGGUUCUGGGUGGCCUCGUGUGCAUCGGCAUCGUCUUUGUCCCAGCAGAUCUGCCGGUGGUGGUCACUGUGCUGGCCGUGGCGGGCAAGUUCGCCAUGGCCGCCAGCUUUACUGUCUCCUACGUGUACUGUGCCGAGCUCUUCCCCACCGUCAUCCGGCAGACAGGCAUGGGGCUGAUGGGCAUCUCCUCGAGGAUCGGGGGGAUCCUCACCCCUCUCGUGAUCCUGCUGGGCGAGUACCAGGCAGCCCUCCCUAUGCUCAUCUACGGCAGCCUCCCCAUCGGGGCAGGCUUCCUCUGUGCCCUGUUGCCGGAGACACGGGGCCAGCCCCUGAAGGACACCAUCAAGGAGCUGGAGGAGGAGCCCCACCCACGGUCUCUGGAGUCAGCACCUUCAGAAAAGGAAACAGAGGCUUCAGGAAGAACUUCCAGCCCAGGGGUGACCUUCGCGAGCAGCACGUACUUCUGAUUGUGUCCCUGGAGUCGGAGCACAGCAGGGAGCUGCCUGGACACCCCCUGGAAAUGGCUGGGGGCUGCCGGCACGGCCCCCCUCGCAGUUGGAGGCAGCACACCCCUGACCUGGUCCCCGUCCCGGCCGCUGGCUGCCCGGUCCUAAAGUGUCUGUGAGGGCCUCCCUCUUCUCGUCACCCCUCACCACCUUCCUCAACCCAGCCCACCCCCACCCCUGUUCUGGGGUCGGGCCUUGAGCGUUUCUUGGGCUUCCCUGGUUCUCUAAUAGACUUGUGGGCUUACGGCUCCUCUAGUUCCCUCAGUCUGGGGUCCCCCUGCCCUCAAAACGUUUAAGCCCAGAGCAGAGCAGAUGGGUAGGGCCUUUCCAAGAAUGCAGCAGCAGGGGGAGAGGAAGUUGGAAGCCGCGGCCGGUACCCAGGCCGGUGGGAGAAAAGGCUGUGGAUGGGGAGGUUGUAGUUCCUUCCGGUGGCUGGGCCGGGCCCCGCUGGCUCAGGGGGAGGCCCCACAGGACCCGCCAUCCUGCUGAGAGAGGACUCUGUCUGCUGGAAACCAAAGCUUCAGUGCUGUCCUCUCUUCAAAGAGCCUCCACCCCUGCUCCGCGUUCAGUCCAGCUCAUACCUGACCUCGUGGCCCAGGGACCGGCAGUGGGGAAAGGGAGGAGGCUGGUUGUUCCCGUCCUCACCUCCCUCCUCCCUCUCACCUCUGCUGCUUCUGGCUCCUGCAGGGCCAGGGGAAAGGGCUUUCUGCUCUGCUGCUGCUGGCCGUGGUUCUUUCCCUGCGUGUACUGGCUGGUCAUCAGCGAGUGUUCUCUGGCAGGCUUCUAACAGCUCCUCCAUGGGGACACAUCGGUGGAUUUCUCAGCGGUGCUCCCAGGACCCCUGCCUUGUUCCUUCAUCCAAGGAGCGUACUCACAGCUGACCUCCAGGGCCCUCUCUUCAGCUCUUGCCCCAGCACUGCUGCCCCCAUCAUGUCUCUUACUGCCAGCAUUCCUCAUCUUACGAGACAGCCCUCCUGGCUGCGUCCCAUCAAGGGACCUCCAGCUAGAGUGCCUUCCCCGGUAGCCACCUGGCCCACAAGAGCACCAUACAUCCUUGCACCAGCAAAGAGUGGAAAAGAGCUUGCCCGGCCUCUUCCCCUCCUGUGCCCUUCCUCCAAGGCCUCCCCAGCUAACUGCCCUGCAGACAGUGAGGUUCCGCCUCUCCCCAGAGGCCCAGGCCUGAAGAGGGGUUCCUUCUGGACCUCCCUCCCUUUCUCCCACUCACCUUCCCUAAUGGAGGCUGGAGGGAGUGCUCCCCAUCUUUGUAAAUCUGGCUCGAAGGUCUCCAGCACCUCUUUUGAAUACGCGAAUCUUUAUUGAGGACAUAACAAAAGGCAAGUUGGCACUCCACGUUCCCCUCCCCCAAGGUGGGAGUGGGACACAUGGGACAUUUCUCAGACUCAUGACCAAAGGAAGGAAAAAGCCAAUGGUCACCUGAUAAAGAUCACAGUCAUAAAGGACACAAGACUCCAUCAGUUUGUAACUGUCUUCGUGAUUUACAAGAAAAGCACAAUCCUAGGAAUAGUCAGACCUCCAGAAACCUAUAGACUCAAUUUCUUGGAGCCCUAACGUCACCUCCUCCCUUCAUAGGAUAAAAAGCCCUACACAAUCAGUCACUCCUCACACUUAGAAUGCAGAUUUUUCUGCCCACGAGUUCUGUCCUCGGACCUUAAUAAAAUCACUCUUUUUUUGCACCAAAAA
Lynx canadensis (Canada lynx) is the source of this 3819-nucleotide messenger RNA. It is a transcript of the gene SLC22A13, whose product is annotated as solute carrier family 22 member 13. Gene Ontology annotation, biological process: transmembrane transport. The coding region runs from base 519 to 2237 and encodes 572 amino acids. NCBI's taxonomy places the organism in Eukaryota, Metazoa, Chordata, Mammalia, Carnivora, Felidae. Gene Ontology annotation, molecular function: transmembrane transporter activity. The transcript is spliced from 9 exons. Gene Ontology annotation, cellular component: membrane. The record is from RefSeq and is a predicted model, not a curated record.